Molecule: messenger RNA, 672 nt
Organism: Ictidomys tridecemlineatus (thirteen-lined ground squirrel)
Lineage: Eukaryota; Metazoa; Chordata; Mammalia; Rodentia; Sciuridae
Gene: Frey1
Product: Frey regulator of sperm-oocyte fusion 1
Biological process (GO): sperm-egg recognition; fusion of sperm to egg plasma membrane involved in single fertilization
Cellular component (GO): endoplasmic reticulum membrane
Source: RefSeq, a predicted model, not a curated record
GUCACACUCUGGUCAGCGAGCCUGCAGUAACCUCUGUGGGUGGUGCUGUCUGCUGGACCAUGGGCGAUUCACGGGAGGGGAAACUAAGGCACAGAUAAGUGACUUGUCGGGGUGGCCUGCUCCCCUUGGGCACUUACACUAGAUCGGGUUUGGGACCUGUUGGCCCACAGGGUCGGUAAAACUGAAUGUGCCUCAGGGUGGAAGCUUCUGGCCAUGCGUCAAAGCAAGUGCUGACGCCGAGCCCCGGAACUAUUGUCCUUUGUGAGGUGGCCCUGGGAGCUGGCAACGGAUUCCGAUCUGGGGGAGGGGUGGGCAAAAGCCUGACCAGGGCCUGUGUAGGAGAUGGUUCUCGCCAUGAUGGGGGCUCUGUACCCCAGGGCUGGGCUCAGUCUCUUCCUCUUGUACCUCAUCCUGGCGGCGGCUCUCCUUCGCCCCCAGCCCCUGAGGUCUCAGCGGUCUGUUCCUGAGGAGUUCUCCGCCCCGCUGGAACUCUCGCAGCCACUUUCCGGACUGAUGGAUGACUAUGGGGUCCGACCCAAGCACCCUUGGCCACGAGGGCCUCGGCCCCUCCUCUCCCAGGCCCAGCAGCGCAAGCGGGACGGGCCAGACAUGGCUGAGUAUUACUACGAUGCACACCUGUGACAGGAGGCCCGCAUAAAGAUAUUCUGUGCA